Messenger RNA from Megalobrama amblycephala (Wuchang bream), 4870 nucleotides. RefSeq names its product ubiquitin-conjugating enzyme E2R 2 (gene ube2r2). The coding region runs from base 734 to 1486 and encodes 250 amino acids. The transcript has 6 exons. Gene Ontology annotation, molecular function: ubiquitin conjugating enzyme activity. Gene Ontology annotation, biological process: ubiquitin-dependent protein catabolic process; protein polyubiquitination. Lineage: Eukaryota; Metazoa; Chordata; Actinopteri; Cypriniformes; Xenocyprididae. The record is from RefSeq and is a predicted model, not a curated record.
CGCUAUGAUAACCGGAAGCAUCAAUAGAAGCGAUUGAGAAACGGCGAAAGAGAUCAUCACCUGUCGAUUUCGUUCAUAUAUAUCUCUCCUGUGCUCUCUUUAAUCCCCAUAUCCCACUUCCAUAACACCCGUACCAUUACUUUAAUUUGCUGUCGAGUCGGUCUGGACGGAUAAAGCAGAGUUGGCAGUGUAAUUCUGUGUGCAAACGGGUGGUUUUGAAGGUGCGUUGAAGCCUCGCAACAGAACAAAUGUAAACAAGCAGCUGAUCAGCUGUGCGGCCGAAGACGCGCAACGAAACGGCGUGAUGACAGCGACCUGCAGGGUUUGACAAACAAAUUCUGCGUCAUAUAAAGCGAAAUUAGGAAUUUAUUUGCAUGCUGUAGAGUUUUUAGACGUUAUUGCAGUACACGAGGACAACUCCCAAACCAUCGCCUUCACCUCCAUUGCGGGCAGCAGCGGAUACAGAACAAACAGCUGAUUUAUUUUUUACUGUUUAUAAGGGUGAUAAAUUGAUUGGUUUGUCUUUAUUUCUACUUGAAGACUGGAUAACUUCACGUCUAACAGGAAAAGCAACAGGACUCGAGAAAUAACAAAGCACGAUUGCCUUCUGGGCCCCAAGGUAUAAAUAAAUAUCAGCAACGUUUUAAAAUUUACAUGAAGCUGGAAGUUUAGGGAACUCAAACAUCACAUUUCCUGGCGAGCAGCGCAGUAAGGCUGAAGGAUCGGGACUGUCAUGGCACACCAGCAGAUGCCGAGCUCACAGAAGGCUCUGAUGCUGGAGCUGAAAUCCCUGCAGGAGGAGCCAGUGGAAGGUUUCCGCAUCACUCUGGUGGAGGAGUCGGACCUCUACAACUGGGAGGUGGCCAUCUUUGGCCCUCCAAACACACUUUAUGAAGGGGGCUACUUCAAGGCCCAUAUAAAAUUUCCCAUUGACUACCCCUACUCUCCUCCGACUUUCCGAUUCCUCACCAAGAUGUGGCAUCCAAACAUCUAUGAGAAUGGCGAUGUUUGUAUUUCCAUCCUCCAUCCUCCUGUGGAUGACCCCCAGAGCGGAGAGCUGCCCUCGGAGCGAUGGAACCCCACACAGAAUGUCAGAACAAUCCUGUUGAGUGUGAUCUCACUGCUGAAUGAACCCAAUACCUUUUCACCUGCAAACGUGGACGCUUCAGUCAUGUUUCGCAAGUGGAGGGACAGCAAAGGCAAGGACAAGGAAUACGCCGAGAUAAUAAGGAAGCAGGUGAUGUCCACUAAGGCAGAUGCAGAGCGAGAUGGAGUAAAAGUACCAACUACGCUAGCUGAAUACUGCAUCCAGACCAAAGUGCCUUCCCACGACAGUAGCUCCGACUUGCUCUACGACGAUUUAUAUGAUGAUGACAUAGAAGAGGAUGAUGAUGACGACGACGAGGCAGAGGCCGUUGGGAUUGGCAGCGAAAUGGCCGGGGACUGUUUUGGCGACGAAGACGACUCUGGCAACGAGGAGUCUUGACCUCCUUCUUUCCGUGACACUGACCUUCGCCCUCUCACUAUUCUUUACCCCGACAGCCUCAUGUUUCAUAUUGUCUUUUCUCUUUUCCUAUGCUUAAAGCUUUCGUUUUUCACUCUGUUCCAAAAACCUCAUAACUUCAGAUCUCUGUCCUUACAGCACCUUCCAGUUUCUCAGUAAAGUUCACUAUGGGGUCAUAAACCAGUCAUUUGUAGUUACAUUUUACAUCCCACCUUCUCCUGCCUCUUAACCUCAGGGCUUUUGGAUAUUCAGAGCUUGUCAGGCCACCUUAAAUAUGUUCAUUUCAAUUUUUUUAAGGGCUAAUUCCUACAAAAAUGUAAAAAUAUGUCAUGAUUUAUUAGCCCACAUGUUGUUCCAAAACCUGUAGGACUUUCUUACUUCCGUGGAACAAAAAAAGAGAUUUUGAAGGACGUUUGAGCUGCUUUUUCUCAUAGAUUAUAACCAAACAAUGCCUGUGUAAUAUUACUUCCCUACUAUAUGGUAUGUGUAAAACAGUAUGUGAGAGGAAUAUGAUGUCUGAAUUCACAGUAUUGAUAACAACAGUAAAGUAUCCAGAUGACCUACUACCAAAGACUUUAUAUACAGAAAGACGGUCCACUCGUAUUACAAUGAAUCGGAGAAAGUGCAACGCGCAAUAUAGCAGAAUAUGUCCCGCCUUCUAAAUAAAAGAGCCAAUCAACGAUUGGUAAAGUCAUCACGUCACUCCAGUUGCCGUUUGCUGUAGAAACAGUCAGUGUUCUGAGACGCAUUAGCUUGGUCCAGCCUGAAAAAUGCUAGUUUUUGUCAUGAUUCAAGUGUUUAGAAACACAAUUUAUGAGACGGCUGUUGUCAGAUUUCAUUGGUGAUUUCAAAUAUGAAAUUUAAUUGUAAACUUGGUGAACAGUUUUGGAGAAUUUGAUGUUUCCCCAUUCAAAGAUAAAGGAGCUGCACUUGCAUGCCUCAAAAUCAAAAUUAGCCCAUUCGCAUUUCAGGGAGAGUCCCCUAGUAAAAAUUGCAUUUCGGGGGGUAAAAUCCGCGUUUUUUGGCGGGGUUCCUCUGGUCAAAUUCGCAUUCCAUAGGCUAAAUAUCAUGUUAUUUGGGGUCGCUUCAACCUGCGGACAUGAAAAACAGUGUUAAAGUACCCCAAUUCUGCGGGAAAACCGCAGACUUGGCAACACUGGAGAGGCGUUUCAAAGAUGGCCGCUGAGUAAAAUAAAUUGUCUUAAGGGGUCUUUGCCUACUACUUCCAGCGAGAUUCUGAAAUGCCCAUCUGAUGGACGCUUUACUAUCCCAUAAGGCCACGGGAUAGGAGUUAUUGCAUCAGCUAUGUUGCUUCACUGCCAAUCAAAAGUAACACGACAGCUGCAAAGUUCGUUCUUCAUCAAAUGUACCAUGCGAUUUCAGACGCGCUCCUAAAACGACACUAAAAGCACCAUAAUAGUAUGACGAGUGAGCUAUAUUCUAAAUAUUUUGUAAUCUUCUCAUAGCUUCAGAAGAGGAAUAGGACCAAAAUUUAAGUUCUUAUUCAUUCUAAAGUUUCAUUUAAGCAUUCAUGUGCCAAAUUCGCUCCGCUGAUUCUUGCUUGUUUCUUAACCGAAUUCAGUGUGCCAGUUUGAAUCAAGGGAGCCACACAGGUUUGGAAUGACAUGAGGGUGAGUAAAUAAUGAUAAAAUUUUAAUUUUUUGAGGUAACUAACCCUUCAACCCACCCAUGAGCUAGUUAUGCCUGGUAAAAUCACCAACAAAUGAAUGUUUUGUUCUUUUCCCAGAUUUUCAAGUAUGUACAGAUUCUACAGAACUGUCUUUACAGUAUAGGGCUUCACUGAUUCCACUCUACAGUAUGUAUCUAAUUUCCCACUUUUCCACAAAAAAAAAGGUAAGUAUUCAAGGUUGGGAGAAUGGAGCAUGAAUAGACUGUUUCUUUCACAUAAAAUUUAAGUGUCAUCAUUAUGAACAGCCAUCCACAUCAGCAGGGUCACCUUCACAACUACUAACUACACACACUCUUUUAUGCGCAGCUCGUACCCCCCCAAAUCAUUUGAGCUUUUUGAGCCAUUAAAUCACGGUGUCAGAUUAUAUGGCACAUGAAGGUGCUUUCAAGUGCUCAGCAACACAAGCAUUAAAACUACUUCCAGCAUACCUUCGUUCGCUGACCCAGAAACUAUGAUGAGACUGUUUAAGUCACUAAGAUGAUGUCCAACGUUCGGCCCUGAAUAUUUGAUCCACCAAUUUUGGCUGAAGCUAAUCAUACUGUUAUGCUUUUAAGUAUACACAUACUCAUCAUAAGUGAUCACGUAUGAGUGUCCAAGCAGCUGUACCAAACCAUUUCUAUUUCUCCUUUUCCUCACUGAUUUUGAAGAUAAUCUUGGGAGUUUUUAAGUUCGGGGUUUGAGAUCAGUGACUGCUGAGGACAUAUUUCACUCAUCAGCCUGAGCCCUCUCAUCCCCAGUCUUAUGCUUUUUUGCGUUGGCAACAGUGCCACGGUGGGCCGUAGCUUUCAAGAGCAUGCUUGUGUGUUUUAAUGUGUUUUCUAUGACGUGUCAAUCAUCCAAUGAGGCACACGAAUCCCUAAGGUCUCAUUAAAGGGGGUGGAAGCGCAGACGUUUAUGCACAUGGGGUCUCAGGUACACCUUUAUUCCCGCAAACCAGCCAAGGACACGGAUGCUGAUUCCUGGUCCUACGAAACCCCUCCAAAAGGGAGUGUGGAUCUGAGGAUCUCGAGGGAACCGUGCUCUCUUAUUCUGCCGAGCAUCAGGAACUCACUGAACUAUCAAAAACAAUCGUUCCCGACUCAGUUGCUCUCUUGAACCUCUGGACUGUGAGCCAAGGGGGCUCAAAAGGGACGUGAAUCGAUUAAAACGGACUGGAUUUUUCACGUUCUACAAGAGACUCUCGGUGUAUUUACACCCCUGUGCACAGCAAAACAACUAAGUUCAUUUCAAAAAGUGUUGUGACGUUAGUCGACAGUGGAUUUGUCUUGAAGGAUUUUAUUAUUUGUGUGUCAUGAUUGUUUUAAAUGUUUCAUUAAGGAUUUUUUGUUUUUCAAAUGCUAAUUCUUUGACAGGAUUCGUGGUCCUGAUCAAAACAACCGAAUUCAUUAUUUGCUCUAAGUUCAGUGCAUUUCCUUUUUCUUGUAAUGUUGUUAAAGGGAAUAUCAUUAUAAAGAUUCACGUGAAGAAGAAUGGAAAAACAGUAAGAAUGAAUCUAAAUCCAUACCUGUUUCUAUUCUAAACAUAAGUAUUUGAGUUUUAGGGUGGAGGGGUGUAGGGGUGGGGGGAUGUCCAGUAUGAUCAUUUUAAGACUGUGCUUGUAUGAUCACAAUUCAUUUUUGUUUGUGUGUAUGUACAGGAGUUAAUGCUCCUUAGCAAUUAAACCAUUAGACAACACA